AUCCAACAUGAUUUACGGUAAUCUCAGUAAACCCAAAAGUGUCAACGACAGAUUGGUGAGUUGCUUGAACAGAGUAAUCCACUUUAACAAGGAAUGAAAUCUCACAACUGCUAGACACAAGCAACAAAUGAGCAACAAUUGCACUCAAUGGACGUAUUGCCACGAUGUGAGAAACAAAUGCAAAGUAUCGCCUAAUUUGCAUCGCAACAAUGCUAGUUUGCAACCGCCAUAGCUAUAUAUAUAUUGUAGGUUGUUACAGUCAGUAGCUUGUUUUGUUAUCGUAAGCCUGUUAACUUGUUAGAUUUGACAGCAAGCAAGGUUUGACAUGGAAUGUAUGUUGCUCUUAGUCGGAUAGCAACAUAGCUAGUCAUACCAAUCUUUUGAGUACCAGUUUACUAGCUAGCUAACUAGCUAGUAAAGAGCUAGCUACCAGUUUAGCUAAUUUACCUUGUGCAUUGCGAACGUUAGCUAGCUAACGUUAGUUGUCAACAGGAAAUACAACACUUCCCACAAAAUUAGCGAAAUACCUUAAGCGGUCAUCUAGUUAGUCUGUUAACGUUGCUUUUGGUCAGAUUAGAAUGGAUAACCAACUUUGACCGUUUGUGUCAUUAUCUAACGUAAGCAAGAUAGCUCAUUAACACAAGUUGCAAACUUGAGUUAAAGUGACUCUUAAGGGUAAAUUCAAAAUGUGGCUCCAGCAAAGACUAAAGGGCCUACCAGGUGUGCUGUCAAGCAGCUGGGCUAGAAGAAUGCUCAUUGGACUGCUGGUUUUCCUCAUAUUCUACUGGUACCUUAGCUCAGAUGGUGCUUUGAGGUUGUUUAGUGGCUCAGGCCAAUCAGGGGGGCCGGCCGGACAAUGCCUCCAGACUGAGAUCCACAGGUGGAAGUCACUGGUGGACAGGGGGGAGGGAAUUUACAGCACUCCCCAGGAGAAAGCGGUCACGCCUUUUGUCUCAGGUAACGGCCAUUUCCUGGUGGACAUUGACUCCAACAGACUGUGGGUGGCCUCGUCCUCCCAGCCCGGGUCGGCCCCUGUCCACCAGACUGAGUAUUCGCCCAUAGUGGGUGUCCACGUCCCUGGGAAGCGGGCCGAGGCGCGGGCCACCAUGCUGUGGUUCCGCAAAGGGGCCGUCCUGUCCGUCCACUGUGUCCUCCCGGGGGGCACCAGCAGCUCCGUGUCAGCCCGUGACUGCCUCACCGUCCGAGAGGAGUUCAUCGCCCACCGCAGCCGGCCCAAUGUCUACCUCCAGAGGAUCCAUGUCAACAACCCCUCGGAGCGGGCCGCCACCCUGGAGGUUUCCACUGAACCACCCUCGUUCGGGAGCAAGUUCUCAGCCAGUGUGGAGAAAGUGGAGGACAAAGAGGUGGUGCUGUCGUCGGGCCGCGUGGUUCUGCCGGAGAAGAACCAGAUAGUGCUGGUGGUGGUGGCCACCAAGAAACUGGGCAGCCGCAUCCAGGUGGCGGCCAAGUCGGAGUACACAGACAGUGUGCUGUCGGUGGUGUGGACGUCGGAGCCCAUUGAGUCGACCAAGUUGCAGGAGACCUUCACUAGGCUUAGAGAGGGGGCCAAGAAAGAGCUGGGCGAGCUGCUGAGGGCUAAUGUAGAAGAUCUGGUCCAGGACCACCAACAGGCCUGGAUGGACCUCUUCAUUUCUGGUAUGUGAAAGUCAAGGCUGAGAUGCCAUGUCUUUUCUCUUUACAGUGCAAAUACUGUGGGAGUUAGUAUGUGAGAGUUUUCUCGUAGACUGUGCAGGACAAAACAAUUAAUGGAUGGGGUAGUUCCAUUUGAUUUCAAUCACUUUUUGACCGCACCCCUUUUGAUUUUAACAAAAUGUUCCAUACAUAUUUGCCUAUGAUAGAAGUGGUCAGAAAGUGAUCUUUUAGACCUGAAUGCCAAAACAUUUAGUAGAUAGAGGUGCUCAAAGUUCACCCAUUUUGCAUACCCCACCCUACCAUGAGACAUGUCUUCAUCACUGGAAAAGAUAAACGGUUUAAUUUGAUAUAAUUUAAAAGCUUACAAAUAGGGUUGUCAAACAGGCUUUUAAAUAAAAAUUGUCAUUUUUGUAUUCUUUAACGUCAAUUAUCAAAAAAUACGUAAACUUCUUUUUCAAGUAUGUUGUAGCUUAGACCCUAUUUUACACCAUCUAAGGUGUUUGUGUUGUGUCCCGCCAUCAGUUGGGAAGCAGCUUACGGGCACGCUUCAUAUACAGCAGCAUCGUACGCUGAAACAUCAGAAGCCAUUCACUUUCAUUGGAAGGAAAGCAAGAGAGAAGCGGACUGGGCGGGGGGAACCGUUGAGCAAUGCAAGCAUGGGCGAGGGAGCUGAACAGGGUGGGACUAAAGUUGGGGAUAGAUUAACUUUAUGCAGAUCCUCCGUGAUAUCGUGGCGCUAGUGACCAGUCGAAGCUCACCAUGGCUUCCAGACCCUACUGGAUUGGCUGACAAUGGCUGUUGAUACCUAGCACUACCGAGCUUGCUUGCUUGCUAGCACCCACAUGAGGGUGAAGCUAACGUGGCUAGGCGAGUUUCGCUUGUAUAGUUAAAACACACUGAUACUCUUGAAUACAGGGUGGGUGUCAAUUUAAUCAUAGAUGGACAUAUCCCUUCAGACCACUGUAUUUUAGCUGGUACAUCAUUAACAUUUCAAAGAUUGCCGCCGGUCCACCCACCUUCGAAUGUUAUCUAUAUUUUCUAUGAUUUCAGUAGGUUUCCAGUGGAAGAUUGACAGUAUAAUUUAAAACUGAUAUUCCAUUUCAAGUCAACAUUCUCUGAUGUGUGGACCUCCAACCAACCAUCUUUGGGCUACCAUUUGAAAGUUGAAAUUUCAAAUGUAUUCCCAUUUUAGUACAUUAAUCAGCCAAAACAUGACACCCACCCUGUAUUCAAGAGCAUGCUGUUUCUCAACCGACGGCGGGCACAGCACAAACACGUCAGAUAAUGUAAAAUAGUCUAAGCUACAACAUAUAUAUUUUUAACAGUGUGUUUUUAGAUCAUUUACGUUAAAGAAAAAAAAAAGACAUUUUUAUUCAACUAUUUUUUCAAGAAAUUAUUAUACUUUGGCAGUCCUGUUUGUAAGCUUGUAAAUUAUAUCAAACUCAACCUUUCAUAUUUUCCAGUGAUGAAGACAUGGAUGCUUUAUGGUAGGGUGUGGUAUGCAAAAUGGGUCAACUUUGAGCACAUCUAUCCCCUAAAUGUUUUGGCAUUCAGGUCCAAACAGUUACUCUCUGACCAGUUCUAACAUGGGCAAAUAUGUAUCAAAUGUUUUGUUCAAAUCAAAAGGGGUGCGGUCAAAAAGAGAUUGCAAUCAAAUGGAACGACCCGAAUGAUAUUAACACAGCCCAGUAUUUACAAAAUAUACUAGCAUUCAAUCUGAUCAUGAUGAAUAACUAAGCUAAUGAAUUAUGUAGUUCGAGUUCAAAUGACUAUGUAGACCUUUUCUGUUCCCACAUCUACUGUGUGUGUCUCCUGCAGGGGUGGAGAUGCGUAAGAUCACUGACGCGCACACGCCGUCCAGCGCCACGGUCAACACCACGCUCUACUACGUCCUCUCGGCCUCGCCGGCGCCCCUGCUGGACCGCCGUCUGGGCGCUGAAGAGCGCGCCCGUCUGGAAUCCAGCCUCAACUACGCCGACCACUGCUUUAGUGGGCAUGCCACCAUGCAUGCCGAGAACCUGUGGCCGGAGCGGGUCAGCAGUGUGGCCCAAGUCCUGCAGCUGGUCACCCUGUGGACCCUCACCCUGCAGAAGAGGGGCUGCAAGGUGCUUGUGGCGGCGGGUGCCCAUGGCGUCAUGCAGGGUGCCGUGCUCAGCUUCGGAGGCCUCUCCUUCAACGAAAACCACCUGCAGUUCCAGGCGGACCCGGACGUGCUGCACAACAGCUAUGCGCUGCGUGGCAUCCACUACAACCAGGACCUGAUCAACCUGGCUGUGCUGCUGGACGCCGAGGGCAAGCCCUUCCUGCAUGUGUCAGUCAAGCCCCAGGAGAAGCCCGUAGCACUGUACGCCUGCGAGGCGGGCUGCCUCAACGAGCCGGUGGAGCUGACGUCGUCAAUGGUGGAGGCCAAGGGCCACGUGUUCCCGGUGAUGGUGACGCAGCCCAUCACACCACUGCUCUACAUAUCCACAGACCUGCGCCACCUGCAGGACCUGCGGCACACACUGCACCUCAAAGCCAUCCUGGCACACGAGGAGCACAUGGCCAAGCAGGACCCAGGCCUGCCCUUCCUCUUCUGGUUCGGCGUGGCAUCGCUUAUCACCCUCUUCCACCUCUUCCUCUUCAAGCUCAUCUACAACGAGUACUGCGGCCCCAGCGCCAAGCCCCUCUUCAGGAGCAAGGUAUAAUAACACAAACACAACAAACUGCUUUGAACUGAUGAACAAAAAAAACUGUCCAAAUUGUCCUCUUCUCACUUAGUUUUUUGGGUGUGGUGGUGAAUUCCCUUUCACUUUCAUUCCUCUUCGGGUGUCUUUCUCUGUCUCAGCGGGGACAUAGUUUGGAUGUGUGGAAUGUUGUUUGGAUAAUUGCUGUGCACAGCCUCAACCUUUUUACUGCUCUCUUCCGUACAAACAAGAAAUGAUUUGGUGAUUUCUCAUUUUCUAUGUGUGAAAGGAAUCAGUUUGAGAAGACAUUUGAUGACAAAUGCUCUAAUCGGAAAGUAAGGCACAAUUUAUUUUGUAAUGGGUAGCAUAUUAGGAAUAUAUUCUAACAUGAGCCAUGUCAAUUUAAUAUGAAAACUUCUGUGUCAUUGAACGCACCA
Molecule: messenger RNA, 4756 nt
Organism: Coregonus sp. 'balchen'
Lineage: Eukaryota; Metazoa; Chordata; Actinopteri; Salmoniformes; Salmonidae
Source: the annotation of a GenBank genome assembly